AUGAUGGUCUCUCCGCCAGCAUCGGUGACCACAACGCCCCCCAUGGUUAAUUCAGUAACUGCUUCUCAUUAUAUCGACGAAGAUCAAGAGUCAAAGUCUGAUCUGGAGCAAGACCGGGCAUACUACACCGCAUAUGGGCGGUUUGUCGGACAGGUCGCCGCUGCCAUAGACACAAGGGCAGGACUCAUCCCUACCACCUGUCAAGUCCCACUGGUAGAUGCGCCUCUUUUUGGGGAUCUCGACCUUCAUUCUCAAUCCUGUCUCUUGUCUUCGACCGAAUUGCCUCCCCGAGUAUAUGCCGAUCAGCUGAUUGACAUAUACUGGCGACACGUUGACCCUGUGGAGCCAGUAUUAGAUCGCCAGCGUUUUCUUGAAAAUUACGAAAAAGCAUAUUCAGCACCCAUAACGUCGCUCUUUGCAGACUACGACCUCUUGCUCGGUAUACUCAAUCUAGUGUUUGCCCUGGCAGUUCAAAGAUAUGAACAAAACUCACUGCACCGGAGAAACGCAGAAGGAAACUGGUUUUUUCAGCGCGCAUGGGCCCUGCUUCCAGCUGAGUCUAUGUUAUGGAAGCCAGGGUCACUAGAGCUUGUACAGUGCCUGAUGUUGAUGAAUAGAUACCUGCACUGCACCAAUAAUCAACAGAAGACAUGGAUGACAGCGGGAUUGGCGAUGCGAAUUGCGCAGAGUAUGUGCUGCCACCUCGCCGAGGCACCUUUAGUAAAGGAUUCCAGUGAAGACAAAGCCCUGAAACGGAAAGUAUGGGCUAGCUGUGUUGCGCUCGACCGUCUCGCAGCCAGGUUCCGCCCUCCACUCCUGUCUCAGCAAGACGAGUACCACAGCGCGGCAUUGCAACUAGAUGCAUGCCUCCAAAAUUGGGAAAACAGUCUUCCCAGUGAUUGGCAGUCGCAGAACCUCAAAAUGAUCGCCGACAGGUCAUCCCGAGCUGAGCGAUAUUUACUUCAUCUUCGCUACCUCCAUCACCGAAUAUUUCUCUACAGACCCAUGCUCGCCCGCUUCUACUCAAUGAAACCAGACAUCCACUCGCUCAAAUCACCAAGCCUAAGCCACCGACUCCUCCGUGAAAGCGCCAGCAUGUGCAUUGAAGCUGCGCAGCAGGUGGCUUUAUUAGUUAUCGAGUCACUCGAGCUAGAUGAGCCCAUCGGACUCCUGCCGUGGUGGUACAGAAUAUACUACCUUCACAUCGCGGGUUCCAACUUCCUCGCAGCCAUGUUUCGAUCGGAACUGUUCACAGACUCUGUUUCUCAAUCUUGGAAAGAUGUGCUGAUGGCGCUCCGCGCUCAUGAACACUUGAGUCCCUAUGUUCAGCAGUGUGUGUGGACAUUUGAGACCCUCGCAGCUAGGAUUACGGGCAAGUCCCCCAGUCUGGAUGGUAUUGGGUGUGGUUUGAUAGCGGAUGGGCCUGCGGGUGCUUGUUUUGAUGAUAUUUUCAAGGAUGUGAACUUUGACUUUGACAGUUUUAUAUUUGGUCCUGAGGACUUCGGAGAAGGCUUGGUUUAG
Molecule: messenger RNA, 1521 nt
Organism: Penicillium griseofulvum
Lineage: Eukaryota; Fungi; Ascomycota; Eurotiomycetes; Eurotiales; Aspergillaceae
Product: putative transcription factor
Exons: 3
Coding region: 1-1521 (506 amino acids)
Biological process (GO): positive regulation of transcription from RNA polymerase II promoter by galactose; DNA-templated transcription
Cellular component (GO): nucleus
Molecular function (GO): RNA polymerase II cis-regulatory region sequence-specific DNA binding; DNA-binding transcription factor activity, RNA polymerase II-specific; zinc ion binding
Source: RefSeq, a predicted model, not a curated record